This is a messenger RNA of Nerophis lumbriciformis (worm pipefish), 626 nucleotides long. The record is from RefSeq and is a predicted model, not a curated record. NCBI's taxonomy places the organism in Eukaryota, Metazoa, Chordata, Actinopteri, Syngnathiformes, Syngnathidae.
UGGCCUGCAUGUCGGUCAGAUAACGUCAGUGAAUGGAUGUAACAGAAAUCUAAAAAAACAUGUCUAUACUUGGUUUAAAGUCGUCCCCAGUCAAGAUAUUAACAGCAGACGCACUUUCGCGUUGUCUCACGUUCGUGUCUGCACGGAGCAAGUUCGGCAAAGCAAGACUUCCCAAAGAGAUUUUCGAAGAGCGGUCACAAGAACAUGAGAAGUACGGCGGUGACCCGAACCAGCCUCACAAACUGCACAUAGUGACCCGAGUUAAAAGUGCGUUAAGAAGGCCAUACUGGGAGAAAGACUUGGUCAAGAGCUUUGGCCUUCAAAAGGCACAGGUACCGGUCAUCCACAAGAACAUACCUUCUGUCAAUAACCAACUGAAGUUCAUUAAACAUCUCAUCAGAAUCGAGCCACUAAAGACUCCGUAUGGACUCCCCACUGAGCAAGACCUGGCCGACUCCUACAUCAACAGCAAAGGAGAGCUGAUAAUUCGACGCCUGCUUCAACCUGUCGACACUAAGGCCAUAGAGCCUUGAUUAUUGAUACAUGAUAAAGAUGCCAGUAGUUGGUACACUAAAAAAACAUUAUUUUGUAUUAUCUUGUUAAUUAAAACAAUUCUGACAGCAAAA